This is a messenger RNA of Seriola aureovittata, 2071 nucleotides long. Its product is annotated as NHS-like protein 1. The record is from RefSeq and is a predicted model, not a curated record. Lineage: Eukaryota; Metazoa; Chordata; Actinopteri; Carangiformes; Carangidae. The coding region runs from base 76 to 1152 and encodes 358 amino acids. The transcript has 3 exons.
GUGAACUGAGAGCAACACAGCACUGCAGGGGUUAUUUACGGGACCUGGCAAAGACUUCCUCCUCCACCGAACAAGAUGAGUAAAGGCACCGCUGCUGUUAAUGGCGCUGCCCUCGUCAACGGUGGCUACGCUCACGUUAAUCACGUGAGCCACAGAUCACAGAACGGAGACUGCAAGGGCAGACCGAGGUCAGGACAAGUCCGACCACUCAGCCAGGUGCCCGGGGAGCGCUCUCUGCUAACAGUCCCCGCCUCCGGUGUGACCCCCGGGUCUCACCAGCGCCGGUGGUCAGCUGACUUCAGCAAGUGCUCGACCGCCGUCAUUGCUGUGAGGAAGAACAAGAAGGAGCCGCGGCCUCCUCAACGACGAGCAUCUCUCCUCAGCCUUCACUCGGCAACUGAUGCUUCAUCCAAACGCUACUCCUGCCCCCACAUCGGGGUCUUUAGCUCACCAAGUCAGUCCUCAUCUUCCUCCUCCUCUUCCUCCAUCAGCUCAUCCUGCUCCUCUCCUCCUCCCGUGCAGACGUCCUUCAUCACGGGCCGCGACCCUCUGGGCUGGAAGGUGCAGCCAAAGUCCAGCUUCACAUCCCCGCGGGAUCGCACUAAAAGGCUUUCUCUGCAGAUUCCCCUCCCCGUCGUCUUUCCUGACCCCAAACUUAGUCCUGCCCCGACUUCUCAACCAGACAGCCCUCCUGAUGAAGACCCCUCCUCUAGAACCAAACCCCUGCUCAGGCCCAAACCGACCCGCCGGCACCACUCGGACUCCUCAGCCUUCGUCAAAUCUCUCCCGGCCCCUCUGCCUGCGGUGACGCUUGAUGAUCUGUGCGCCGUGCACCUCCGCCCGGUCGCCCACUCGAACGAGUCCGACGACGUCUUCAGCGAGGCGGAUGAAGAGGAGGUGAAGGCGACGGCUCAGCCGCGCAAAACACCACCGCCUGUUCCGCGGAAAUCCUCCAUGGCCAGACAAAUUGCGCAACUGAUUGCUCUUUCGUGGCAACGCUACACGCCCAAACCUAAACGCCCCAAUCAGACUGUGAACGGCGGCGGCCUGCAUCCUGCAAAAACAGAUCUCCGUGUUGGCGCAGAGCUGCGUCUGGACGCCGGCUGCGAGAGGCAGAGCGCCACUCCGCGCUUCCCGGGCAGAGAAAUCUGAGAUCUUCAUCCUUCAACACCUUCUCCUACCAGGCGGUGUGAAAUCCCUCACAGAUGGUACAUGUAGAUGAGGAUGGAACACUAUAGGCAUUUCAUUUUUUUGUUUUGUUUUGUUUGUUUGUUUUAAAUCAAGGUACUGAAAUUUCUGCAAACGCCGGUUUUCUGUAUUGAGUAGCUUUUUCUUUAACCGCUUUACCGACUUCAGUCCUGUUGGAUCUCGGCUGUAAACAUCUCGCCGACUCCUCUCUGUUGUGGAAAUGUGACUUUGCUCUUUCCUCUUCCUCUGCUCUGAGGGGGCGUGGCCUCGUGUAGGAAGAAACAAACCCCGGCAGUUGUUGCAUGUGUUUCCUGCUGACUGUUGAUAAAGCUCAUUAAUCACUAAGUUUCCCUUGAAGUUACUGUUGUAUAUCUGCCUGUACAGUCUAUGAAAUGUGCCUCAUGUGUUUCCUUGACAGUAUGUUACUUGAAUUAAAAAUAUAAAUAAUAUGUAUAAUAUAAUAAAGUUGAACUUAUGCAGCAACACUGAUAUUAGUUGAUAAGUUAAUUACUGGAGUAGUUGAAGUGCAGUUUCCUGUCAUUACAUGAAUCUUUGUUUUUCAUUGUUGGUUGAAUAAAUCGUCAACAGUUAAACUCAUGGUUGAAUAUAUUCAUUUUGGUCAAAUAUGAAUGGUGUUUGUCAUUAUUUCAUUAUUUUUUUUAUAUUUUAUAGACGAUUAAAUAGAUGAUCACGGCCCUAAAAUUACUGGAGCCAUGUCAGUGCUGGAUUAUGAUUCAUUUUUAAUAUAUUCUGUGUAAGAUUCAAACUCUUUUGUUUGUUUUUAUCAGUGAUUCCUACAGUGUGUGACGUCUCCGACACUCUGCCUGCAGAUGAAUUUCUGCUGCUUUGCUCCAGUUCAGGUUUGGCGGGUCCUUUACGAGAC